UAUUGCGUGACGGCAAAGCCUUGUCCCCUAGUGCCGGCCGCCGGACCCCGUCGAUGGCCUGCACCAGCACGGCCGGCCGAGAUGACGACGACAAACACACAACUCCACCUGGUGCAGCGCACACGUCGCGUACUCCACUGAACCGGGUCUAUAUCAUCACCUCGCACCUGGCAAGUCCCAUCUCACCACGGUUCACUGCUAUAAUGGCUUCCGAGGACUCUGCCGCGCCCGUCGUCGUGGACGACUGCCGGGGCGUGCUGUUGGUGUACAGCGACGGGGCCGUGGUGCGCAGGGAUGGGCCGAGCUUCGCCACGCCGGUGCGGGACGACGGCACCGUGGAGUGGAAGGACGCCGAGUUCGACGCGCCCCGCGGGCUGGGACUCCGGCUCUACAGGCCGUGCCAGCGGAACCAGCUCCUACCGGUCUUCUUCUACUACCACGGCGGCGGCUUCUGCAUCGGCUCGCGCACCUGGCCCAACUGCCAGAACUACUGCCUCCGCCUCGCCGCCGAGCUCGGCGCCGUCGUGGUCGCCCCGGACUACCGCCUCGCCCCCGAGAACCGCCUCCCCGCGGCCAUCGACGACGGCGCCGCCGCCCUCCUCUGGUUUGCUUCGCAGGCCGGCCCCGCCGGUGACACAUGGCUGACCGAGGCCGCCGACUUUACUCGGGUGUUUAUCUCUGGUGACUCCGCGGGAGGCACCAUUGCCCACCACCUGGCCGUGCGUUUCGGCUCCGCGGCCGGGCGCUCUGAGCUGGGCAACGUACGCGUCAGGGGCUACGUCCAACUCAUGCCCUUCUUCGGCGGCACGGAACGGACGAGGUCCGAGGCGGAGUGCCCCGACGACGCGUUCCUCAACCGCCCGCUCAACGACCGCUACUGGCGCCUCUCGCUGCCUCCCGGCGCCACGGUCGACCACCCGGCCUCCAACCCGUUCGGGCCGGACAGCCCGGCGCUGGAGGCGGUGGAGCUGGCCCCGACGCUGGUGGUGGUCGGAGGCCGCGACAUCCUCCGUGACAGGGCCGUGGACUACGCCGCGAGGCUGCGGGCGAUGGGGAAGCCGGUGGGGGUGAGGGAGUUCGAGGGGCAGCAGCACGGCUUCUUCACCAUCGACCCAUGGUCCGCCGCGUCUGCGGAGCUCAUGCGCGCGCUCAAGCGCUUCAUCGACACCGACGGGCGCUUCGACUAGAUCCGUUCCAUCGCCUCCGACUCCUCAGUCUAUGUCUUUCUGCUGCUUUACCAAGUCUACAGAUGGCAUUGCAAUACCAAAACUCAUGAAAUUGCGGCAAAAAUGAUAAAUUUGACCUGUAGACAAAAAGAAUUCACAAAAUAAACUGUUCUUGAAAUUUUUUUA
Messenger RNA from Triticum urartu, 1352 nucleotides. Its product is annotated as strigolactones hydrolase CXE15-like. Gene Ontology annotation, molecular function: hydrolase activity. The record is from RefSeq and is a predicted model, not a curated record. NCBI's taxonomy places the organism in Eukaryota, Viridiplantae, Streptophyta, Magnoliopsida, Poales, Poaceae.